AUGACACAUGGUCAGACUACUGUACCUAUGUACAUAUUGAUGGUUGCUGGGCGGGUCAUACUGGCCAUUGGGAGUGGAACAAUUAGAGCAGAGCGGAGCUACCGUCAUAGAGUUUUCUUCUAUUGUUGUAGAGACUUUUUGGAGGUACGGUAUGGCUUGACAGUGGCAGAGGCAGACUACAUUGCCAGCGUCCCUUCUAUCGUUAUGUUGUUAACUCCUGUCGUAUCUAUUUUACUGAAGUACAUUGACUGUCAUGGAGUCGUUCUCACAGCAGCCCUCAUAUGGAUGACGUCUGUUUUUGUUUUAUUGGGAUUCUGUCCGGCCAUCCACCCCCUUAUCCUCGCUAUAGCAGAUGGAACAGGUGCAACUAUAUAUUCUAUAAUAAUGUGGCAGCUCCUAGUCGUUAUCAGUCCCGCAGCCUUUGUUGGGACUCUCGGAGGUAUAUUUUAUUUAGUGAGACACCUAACAGCAGCGUUCAGCUUACUUGCCGCUGGAUUUAUACUGCAGAAACCUGAACAGACUGAAUUGAACAGUGCUCUGAACUCUUACAAGCAUUUCUUCUUGAUGUUGAUAUUGAUGGCGUCCUCCAGCGUGGUCUUGGUUGUGAUGAUGAAUGUGCUGGAUUUCCUCGAGGCCUGUGCUUUCAAUUCAAGGAUAGGCAAUUGGAGGAAAAACAAUAUAGAAUCAACAGAACUAUUAUCUGGGAUUCAAGACUUUUUGGAGGUACGGUAUGGCUUGACAGUGGCAGAGGCAGACUACAUUGCCAGCGUCCCUUCUAUCGUUAUGUUGUUAACUCCUGUCGUAUCUAUUUUACUGAAGUACAUUGACUGUCAUGGAGUCGUUCUCACAGCAGCCCUCAUAUGGAUGACGUCUGUUUUUGUUUUAUUGGGAUUCUGUCCGGCCAUCCACCCCCUUAUCCUCGCUAUAGCAGAUGGAACAGGUGCAACUAUAUAUUCUAUAAUAAUGUGGCAGCUCCUAGUCGUUAUCAGUCCCGCAGCCUUUGUUGGGACUCUCGGAGGUAUAUUUUAUUUAGUGAGACACCUAACAGCAGCGUUCAGCUUACUUGCCGCUGGAUUUAUACUGCAGAAACCUGAACA
This is a messenger RNA of Mizuhopecten yessoensis (Yesso scallop), 1097 nucleotides long. RefSeq lists its product as uncharacterized. The transcript has 9 exons. The annotation marks the transcript as partial. NCBI's taxonomy places the organism in Eukaryota, Metazoa, Mollusca, Bivalvia, Pectinida, Pectinidae. The record is from RefSeq and is a predicted model, not a curated record.